Molecule: messenger RNA, 1021 nt
Organism: Cephus cinctus (wheat stem sawfly)
Lineage: Eukaryota; Metazoa; Arthropoda; Insecta; Hymenoptera; Cephidae
Gene: Uqcc1
Product: ubiquinol-cytochrome-c reductase complex assembly factor 1
Exons: 6
Coding region: 110-868 (252 amino acids)
Biological process (GO): mitochondrial respiratory chain complex III assembly
Cellular component (GO): mitochondrion
Source: RefSeq, a predicted model, not a curated record
AUUUACCCAGGCAGCACUUUAGUUACCAAAGUGAACUUAAUUGAGCUUUUCUUAUUUUGACUAAGUAUUUUUUUUCUUCAAUGAACAGUCACUGAAUAAAUGAUACAUUAUGUAUCAGAUAUUACGAUUUCCAUCAAGAAAGAUAGCAGCUACCUUGUCUUGUAAUGUUACUUCAUCUGGAAUAGUUACGUUAACUGCACCUUCUAUUAUAUUACCAUCCUAUUUCCAAAGAACAAUUCAUUCAUCAAAGUCUUUAUGGGAUAGUGUUGGAAACAUAGAAACUGUUGAAAAACCAUCAAUCUAUAGAAGAGUCUUUAAAAAACUGGGUUUCUUUGAUAUAUCCACAUAUAAACUCCGAUUGAAUGGAGUACUAUUGUACCAGAGUGUCGCUGAAAACAUUGAUUAUUUAAAAUUUUUCAAAGAUUUUAACAUGUCAGAUACGUUUUUUUCGUGGUUUCUUAUAACGGAAUUACACGUUUGGAUGUUGAUGGUACGUACUAUGUCCGAAGGUGAAGAGGGUCAUUUUCUUAGAAAUGAAAUUGUUUCAUCAAUGUGGGCAGAUGCAAAUACGCGAAUAAAAAAGCUUGGACCUAUUGCUACUGCAGUUUUAAACAAACAGUUAACUGAAAUCUCACAACAGUUUAAUGCAGCAAUAAUUGGCUAUGACGAAGGGCUAUUAUCUGAUGACAAAGUAUUGGCUGGUGCAGUAUGGAGGAGAUUCUUACAAUCAGAAUCCAACGAUCCGGAAGCUGUAGAGAAACUAGUUAUUUACGUUCGAAAACAGAUUUGUGCCCUAGACAAACAACCAAAGGACGAUUUUUUAAAGACUCCUAAUGUAAUCUGGCUCAGUUACAAUAGUAGUAAAUAAUAAUUAAAUACGACUUUUAUAAAAAUGUAGAUCAUCAUUGUAAAUACUUGUUAAUCGACUCAUCUGUCUUCAAGUGUUAUCGUAAUAAAUUAAAUUCCUGUACAUAUAUACAUAGUUGCCAUUAAGACAAUUAAAGGUUGAUUUAUUAAAGUU